AUGGAUAUGGCCCUGGUGGACUUUGGGAGCCUAGAUGACCUCGAUGGUAGCCUCGAGGAUGAGGACACUUACGCGGAUGAGACCACAACACUUACUUUGGAUGUACGGCCAGAACAAGACACACCAGGAAGCAACUACCGACUGCGAGCUCCGCAGUUUACCACCUGCACAUCAACCCAGCCCAGUCCUGUUCCAUCGUGCAUGUGGGAAUCCACAUCAUCAACACCACUCCCAUUUAUCCAGACACUGGAAGUACCCAAUUCCCCGAUGCUUACUCCAAGCAUAGAGGGCAGAAGUAGUCGCUCCAGCAUGAUCUCCAACUGGAAGCUGCUCCUAAGCAGUGAAGGCACAAAGGAAAGUGAGAUAAUCUUCAGCCAACUUGCUAAGGAGUGCUGCGAGGACCUUUUUGUGGAUAAAAGAGGACUGGAUGAUGGAGACCAAAAAGUCAUUAUUAACAUUGCCGGUCUUCGCUUUGAGACUCAGCUCAAAACAUUAGACCAGUUUCCUGAUACACUUCUGGGAGAUCCUCAGAAGAGAAUGGACUAUUUUGAUCCAAUGAGGAAUGAGUACUUCUUUGACCGGAACCGACCCAGCUUUGAUGGGAUUUUGUAUUACUACCAGUCUGGGGGUAAGGUCAGACGUCCAGCAAAUGUUCCUUUGGAUGUGUUUGCUGAUGAAAUCAUAUUUUACCAGCUGGGAAAUGAAGCCAUGGAGCAGUUUCGCGAUGAAGAAGGAUUCCUCAGAGAUGUUGACAUACCACUACCUAAUAAUGACAUCUCAAGACAAUUUUGGCUGCUCUUCGAGUACCCAGAGAGCUCCAAUGCAGCUCGGUGUGUUGCACUGGUCUCCGUGCUCGUUAUAGUAAUCUCCAUCAUUAUUUUCUGCAUGGAAACGCUGCCGGAAUUCAGAGAUGACACUGACAUAGUUGUGCCCACCUCCAUAAAGCCUAUCAACCUCUCCAGCACUUACACUCCUGUGGCUGCACCUAGUGUGAUGCCAACAGUUUUCUCUGAUCCAUUUUUCAUUAUUGAGACUGCCUGCAUUGCCUGGUUCUUCUUUGAGCUCUGCAUAAGAUUUGUAGUCUGCCCGAGCAAAAGAGAGUUUUUCCACAAUCUAAUGAACAUUAUUGACAUCAUAUCCAUCAUCCCCUAUUUUGUCACAGUGGUGACAGAACUGGUUACAAAGACAGAGGAGAGCUCCGGACAGAAUAUGUCUUUAGCCAUUCUUCGGAUAAUCCGUCUAGUCAGGGUGUUUCGUAUUUUUAAACUCUCGCGCCACUCCAAGGGGCUACAAAUCCUGGGACAGACCCUCAAGGCCAGUAUGCGAGAACUGGGAUUGCUCAUCUUCUUUCUCUUUAUUGGAGUCAUCCUUUUCUCAAGCGCCAUCUACUUCGCUGAGGUAGACGAGCCGAACACCCAGUUUGUCAGCAUACCUGAUGGCUUUUGGUGGGCAGUGGUGACCAUGACUACUGUAGGCUAUGGGGACAUGUGUCCCAUCACGCUUGGUGGUAAAAUGGUUGGGACGUUGUGCGCCAUUGCAGGUGUACUGACUAUAGCUCUGCCUGUUCCUGUCAUUGUCUCCAAUUUCAACUACUUCUAUCACAGAGAGACUGAAGCAGAGGACAAGAUGUCCUUAGCAGAUGCUGUUGAGCAAGCCAUCAUGGCAGACUUGGGUACCAAACAAAGGAGCAGCACUUCACUGAAUAAAGCCAAUGGCAUCUGA
This is a messenger RNA of Syngnathoides biaculeatus (alligator pipefish), 1722 nucleotides long. RefSeq names its product potassium voltage-gated channel, shaker-related subfamily, member 10a (gene kcna10a). Gene Ontology annotation, biological process: potassium ion transmembrane transport; protein homooligomerization. The transcript has a single exon. Bases 1 to 1722 code for a protein of 573 amino acids. NCBI's taxonomy places the organism in Eukaryota, Metazoa, Chordata, Actinopteri, Syngnathiformes, Syngnathidae. The record is from RefSeq and is a predicted model, not a curated record. Gene Ontology annotation, cellular component: membrane; voltage-gated potassium channel complex. Gene Ontology annotation, molecular function: protein binding; delayed rectifier potassium channel activity.